Molecule: messenger RNA, 654 nt
Organism: Adineta ricciae
Lineage: Eukaryota; Metazoa; Rotifera; Eurotatoria; Adinetida; Adinetidae
Source: the annotation of a GenBank genome assembly
AUGACACAGUCGAGAAAAGAACUCAGUAUUGCUUGUAGUUAUUUGUUACGAUUAAUUAAACCACAUGUCGAUCUAUCAGUCGAACAAAUCAAUGUUUUUAAACGUACUUUUUAUGAUGUUCUAUCGAAACGUUUCGUUGGACACUGGUUUCCAGCAACGCCUCACCGCGGAAGCGCUUAUAGAUGUCUACAAACAAAAAAUUGGAAAGAUCCAGUGCUUAUAUCCAUCGCCGAACGUUCCCGUUUGCCGCUGCAUCGAUAUCUACCUAUCACAUUCACAAUGUGGAUUGAUCCAGGUGAAGUAGCCGUUUGCUUUGGUGAUGAAGGUACAUGGUGUCCAUUAUUUAAACAUGAUGAUGGUGAUGAUGAUAUACAUCAAACAUAUAGUGAUGGAGAAGACUCGAAUUCAUUUUCAACAUCCAAUGAUGCAUUGGUUCAAAAUAUGACAAAUUUGAACAUAAAUAAUAAGAAUGUUUUGUCAACAGAUCAUUUGUCAAAUGAGAUUUCGAAGAAUACGAAUACGCAGACAGAAACAACGAGUGAUACGAUUUAUUCGCAGUCGGAACUGAACGAUUGGAAUAUGCAACAGAAUCAUUUCUGGUCACAACAACAGCUGACUAUGAUCGAUGGACUUUUACAAGGAGACAAUUUCUAA